AUGGCCGUGUACCGCGUGUGCGUGACCACCGGGUCCUACUUGAAGGCCGGCACCAUGGACAACAUCUCUGUCACUUUGGUGGGCACAUGCUGCGAGAGCCCCAAGCAAGCACUGGACCGCCUGGGCCGGGACUUCGCCCCGGGAUCUGUGCAAAAAUACAAGGUGCGCUGUUCUGAGGAGCUGGGGGAGCUCCUGCUGCUGCGUCUGCAUAAGGAACGGUUUGCUUUCUUCCGAAAAGACUCCUGGUACUGCAGCCAAAUCUGUGUCACCACCCCUGAUGGAUCCCACUAUCGCUUCCCCUGCUAUCAGUGGAUUGAGGGGUUCUGUACCGUAGAGCUGCGGCCAGGAACAGCAAGAACUAUUUGUCAGGAUUCCCUUCCCCUUCUUCUGGAUCAUCGGAAACGAGAACUCCAGGCAAGACAAGAUUGCUAUCGUUGGAAAAUCUAUGCUCCUGGUUUCCCCCGCAUGGUGGAUGUCAGCAGCUUUUCAGAGAUGGAGUCGGACAAGAAAUUUGCCUUGACCAAAACGAUACCUUGUCAGGAUCAGGAAGACAGCAGUGGGAAUAGAUAUCUUCCUGGUUUCCCAAUGAAAAUUGACAUCCCAUCCCUGCUGCAUAUGGAGCCCAAUAUUCGUUACUCAGCCACCAAGACGGCUUCGCUGCUCUUCAAUGCCAUUCCAGCGUCCUUAGGCAUGAAGAUUCGUGGCCUGCUGGACCGAAGGGGCUCUUGGAAGAAGUUGGACGACAUGAGAAAUAUUUUCUGGUGUCACAAGACCUUCACUUUACAGUAUGUCACAGAGCACUGGUGUGAGGAUCGUUUCUUCGGAUACCAGUACCUGAAUGGAGUCAAUCCCGUGAUGAUCCAUUGCAUUUCCAGCAUACCCAGCAAGUUUCCCGUGACCAGUGACAUGGUGUCCCCCUUGCUGGGACUGGACACUUGCCUUCAGACAGAGCUAGAGAGAGGGAACAUCUUUCUGGCUGACUACUGGGUCCUGGAGGAGGUUCCUGUCCACUGCCUAAAUGACCGCCAACAGUACGCAGCCGCCCCACUCUGCCUAUUGUGGCUGAACCCCGAGGGGUUCAUAGUGCCUUUGGCAAUCCAGCUCUGCCAGACUCCUGGGCCUGAUAACCCCAUCUUUCUGCCCACUGACUGCGAGUGGGACUGGCUGCUGGCCAAGACCUGGGUGAGGAAUUCUGAAUUUCUGGUGCAUGAGAACAACACUCAUUUCUUGUGCACUCACUUGCUGUGCGAAGCCUUCUCCAUGGCCACACUGCGACAGCUGCCGCUCUGCCAUCCAAUUUAUAAGCUUUUGCUCCCACAUACCCGCUACACGCUGCAAGUCAACACCAUCGCUCGGGCUACGCUGCUCAACCCAGAGGGCCUUGUGGACCAGGUCACAUCCAUCGGUAGAGAAGGCCUCAUCUACCUCAUGGCAACUGGUCUGGCUCACUUCACCUACACCGAUUUCUGCCUUCCGGAAAGCCUGCGGGCCCGUGGUGUCAUGGGCAUUCCCAACUACUACUACAGAGAUGAUGGCUUGAAGAUCUGGGCUGCUAUUGAGAGUUUUGUCUCAGAAAUUGUAUGCUACUAUUAUCCAAAUGAUGCAUCUGUACAGCAAGAUUCGGAGCUACAGGCUUGGGUUGAGGAGAUUUUUACUCAGGCAUUCCUGGGCCGGGAAAACUCAGGCUUCCCACGAAAAUUGUGCAGCCCCAGUGAGCUGGUGAAGUUCCUUACUGCAAUUAUCUUCAAUUGCUCCGCCCAACAUGCUGCUGUAAACAGUGGACAGCAUGACUUCGGGGCCUGGAUGCCUAAUGCCCCAUCGUCAAUGAGGCAGCCCCCACUCCAGACAAAAGGGACCACCACCCUAAAGACUUAUCUAGAAACCCUCCCAGAAGUGAAUGUUACCUGUAACAACCUUCUCCUCUUCUGGUUGGUCAGUCAAGAGCCCAAGGACCAGAGACCCCUUGGCACCUAUCCUGAUGAACACUUCACUGAAGAGACCCCACGCCAGAGCAUUCAAGCCUUCCAGUGCUGUCUAGCCCAGAUCUCACAAUCUAUUCAGGAGCGAAACCAGAACUUGGAGCUGCCCUACACCUACCUGGACCCACCUCUCAUUGAAAACAGUGUCUCCAUCUAGCUCCCUCCUUCUACCCUUGAAGAAAGGCCCAUGUAUGAGACAGGCCAACUUUUUAGAGGUCUUCAGGUCUUUCAGUUCUCUCUG
This is a messenger RNA of Suncus etruscus (white-toothed pygmy shrew), 2220 nucleotides long. Its product is annotated as hydroperoxide isomerase ALOXE3. Gene Ontology annotation, biological process: linoleic acid metabolic process; lipid oxidation. Lineage: Eukaryota; Metazoa; Chordata; Mammalia; Eulipotyphla; Soricidae. The transcript has 15 exons. Bases 1 to 2136 code for a protein of 711 amino acids. The record is from RefSeq and is a predicted model, not a curated record. Gene Ontology annotation, molecular function: protein binding; iron ion binding; oxidoreductase activity, acting on single donors with incorporation of molecular oxygen, incorporation of two atoms of oxygen.